CUUCAUCUGAAUUGUUUGGCGCCGUUCGGACCACGGUUCUUCCAUAUACAGACGCGUUCUUCGAGGCCAGUAGGGUGUCGGUUGUGUGGGAUUCAUUGGGCCUUGCCAGGUAAUCAUUGGUACAUCACCUGGGCAAGUGAUGUUGACCUCAAAAGCUCUGGAGCUGAUCAGAGAGCUGAAGCGCUCGCCGGACAGCCUGCCACCAUAUAACGAGGAGUCGGUCCGCCUCGUGCUGCAGGAGGUCCGCGCGCUCUUCGACGACAACCGGCGUGACGUGGUGGACCUGGACGGCAGCGCCGGCAGCAACCUGUCGGUGGCUGUCUGGGUGCGACACGCGGCCAUCGAGCGCAACAGACGCUGCCUGCUCGCGUACCUGUACCACCGGCUGCGAAGCAUCGGAGCACUGCGCUGGAGCUUCGGCAGCGUGCUGCCGCCGGACGUGAAACAGAACCUGUCGGAAGCCGAGCUGGCCUGGUUCGGCAGCUACAGUCGCAGCCUAGCCGGCUACAUGCGCUCCAUCGGCGAGACCGGUCUCAACCUGACCGACGACCUACAGCCGCCCAAACACCUGUACAUCGAGGUGCGCUGCAUGGAGGACUACGGCGAGUUCGAGACGGACGAGGGCGACGUGGUGCUGCUCAAGAAGAACUCGAUUCACUUCCUGCCUCGCGCCCAAUGCCAGCACCUGGUGCGGCAGGGCGUGCUCCGUCACGUAGUGCACUGAUGACGUCAGACGAUUACGUCACGCGUGCAUAUCGCCGACGAUGCGAGCGAAGGACGCGCCCGAAGGCCGCAGUCGGCGCCGCUCAGGUGCGGACGUGCUUCGCUGCGCCGUAGCGCUACCCAGGAGGCGGCGCGUCAGCUGCUGACAUUCGUGGCGGCUGCUGACGUCACUCGUGGCGACUCGUGACGCCACGUGCCGAGUACCGCCGUGUGCGCCCGUGUCCCUACGGCGGAUUGCAGACGUCAGUGGACCACGAGCAUGGUGUUUCCCACGUUCGCCGCCCUGCCGCGGACGGCAGUGAUGACGCUGGCGCUGGUGGGCCGUCACAGCGGCGGCGUUCUCUUCCGCAUAAUCUCGCGCUGCGCCAGUUUGAAGGCUUGCGCGCCAUGGACUGCUGGGCUCGCGUUUGUCGGGCAAUAGCAUCGACUGCUGUUUGAGGGUGGUGGAGUCAUGAAGCGACGGUUAUUGCCAGUCAGCGUGACUAUGGCUUCCUCACUGUUUCGUUGCGUCAUAGGUUUGUUCCACGGAUGGACAGCCUGUCGUUGAAUCCUGAAAUUCACGCCUGCGCUUGUAGGCGGGAUGCACUCCAAGGUCUGCGCUGUAUGAUUGCUUAAGGUCGACGCGAAAAUACACCUGAU
Pollicipes pollicipes is the source of this 1362-nucleotide messenger RNA. Its product is annotated as DNA replication complex GINS protein PSF1. The record is from RefSeq and is a predicted model, not a curated record. Bases 140 to 724 code for a protein of 194 amino acids. The transcript has 7 exons. Gene Ontology annotation, cellular component: GINS complex. Lineage: Eukaryota; Metazoa; Arthropoda; Thecostraca; Pollicipedomorpha; Pollicipedidae. Gene Ontology annotation, biological process: DNA replication; DNA strand elongation involved in mitotic DNA replication.